AUGUCCGAGCAAAUAAUGGGCAAUCUCUCGACGCAUAGAAUUGCGACUGCGAAACCAUUCAGUUUUACUGGCGUAGACUUUUGUGGUCUUAUAUUUGUCCACGAAGGAAGACACAAGAAUAGCAAACAUAUUAAGGCCGACAUUGCAGUAUUAGUAUGGCCACAAAAGCUGUGCAUUUGGAGGUCGUACCUGAGCAUGGACGCUUUUCUCAACGCUUUUAAGCGUUUCAUUAGUCGCAGAGGAAAGCCAAGUGACGUAUUCUCGGAUAACGGUACUUUGUCGGUAUCAAUCGGGAUCUGGAAGACCUCAGAAAGUUAUUCGCACAAGAAGAUCAGCAAGAUUAUUGACACAACUUCAAGUGAAAGAAUGAAAUGGCAUUUUAUUCCUCUCCGAGCAUCACAUUUCGGUGGUUUGUGGGAAGCUAUAGUCAAAUCCUUCAAAGGUCAUUUUUACAAGGUAGCUUCAGAAGCCGCGCUAACGUUCGAGGAAGUCUCCACGCUCGUCAUACAAAUAGAAGCGAUUCUCAAUUCGAGACCUUUGAGCGCUCUCUCAUCGGAUCCUAAUAAUUUAAAUUAUCUGUCCCUAGGUCAUUUUCUUAUAGACAACUCGUUAAUCUCUUACUCAGAGCCAGACAUAACUCAGUAUUUUUGGAAACGCUGGUCGCUCAAAUAUCUGUCGCAAUUGCAACGACGUGCCAAAUGGUAUACUAACCGUGGCGAGCAACUCAAGGUCGGUCAACUGGUGCUAUGUAGAGAAAAUGGAUUGCCACCAUUGAGCUGGAUGCUGGGCAGAGUACAGGAAGUCUGUCCCGGCGACGAUAAUAUCAUCCGAAGAGUUGUUAUAAAAACUGCUAGAGGAAUUUUUAAAAGGCCAGCAGUAAAAUUGAGCGUAUUUCUCAUUGAGUCUUCUACAAAUCUUAAAGAAGCUUAA
Molecule: messenger RNA, 930 nt
Organism: Camponotus floridanus (Florida carpenter ant)
Lineage: Eukaryota; Metazoa; Arthropoda; Insecta; Hymenoptera; Formicidae
Exons: 2
Coding region: 1-930 (309 amino acids)
Molecular function (GO): nucleic acid binding
Source: RefSeq, a predicted model, not a curated record